Molecule: messenger RNA, 1434 nt
Organism: Acytostelium subglobosum LB1
Lineage: Eukaryota; Evosea; Eumycetozoa; Acytosteliales; Acytosteliaceae
Exons: 3
Coding region: 1-1434 (477 amino acids)
Biological process (GO): GPI anchor biosynthetic process
Cellular component (GO): endoplasmic reticulum
Molecular function (GO): catalytic activity
Source: RefSeq, a predicted model, not a curated record
AUGAUAACAGACAACGCUGGUAUCAUUGAGAAGCCAACAGACAACAAGACCUUGGCUGAAGUCUUAAGACUCAUGUCAAGAUCAUUGAACAAACAGAGACAAUUGUAUACAGAGACAUUCCCCUUGGAUGAGGACUACACGAUCAAAUAUAUUGUACAUCCAUUUAAAGUUAUUAAUGCAUCGAUCACAGACUGCUUCCUGAUGACUGAGCCGAACGUGAUGCUUCAAUCGCGAAGACCAGUUGACGUCGGUGGUUAUACAAUGUACAAGUCGGAUAACUAUAGGAUUGGCAUCAACUAUAGGUUGGUUCUACACUUUGAUGAGAAGGAGGGCACAGAAAACAAGUGUCCGUAUGUUCAAACAAGAAUAUACCGUGAUCACGCCAAGAUGAUGUCUAUUCAAGAGAUGAUCUGUCAUCAACAGUGGCCACUCGUCCACACAGAUGAGUCGACGAAACCCGACAGACAUAGGAUAGAGGUGGACAAUGCAUCAUUCAAGAUACAGACCUACAAUCUAUGGAACUACAACAGUCCAUGGGUCACAAGGAGACAGUUGAUCGUCGAUGAUAUUGUCGCCAAUGAUCCCGACUUUAUCGCAUUCCAAGAGCCAAGAUACUCGCCAUGGCAAGGUGAGAGCAACUUCAAGCCAAACCUGCAACUCAUGGGUCAGGAGCGCAACCAAAUCCAACAUCUCGUCAAGCUAUUGGCAUUGCAAAACAAGAAGUAUCACUAUGUCUUUCACCCAUCAAUGGUCUAUGUCCAUCCAGACAAGUUCGAAUAUGAAGGCUUGGCAAUGCUGUCCAAGUACAACAUCAAAGAGAAGAGUUCAAUCAAACUAAGCAAGGACUUUCAUGAUGAGGAGGACGUACACCAGAGGAGUUGUUUGCGAUUAUUGGUAGACAGUCCAAUUGGCGAUGUCAACCUGUUCACUUCACAUUUCUCGCUGAGUCUGGAGGGCGCACAAAGGAACGCACUCGAGGUCAUCGACUGGGCCAAACAAUUCGAAUCACCAUCAAUCCCUCAGGUGUUUGUUGGCGAUCUGAACUCAUUGCCACAAUCAUCAGCCGUCCAACUACUGCUGGGCAAGAAGGCAGUUCAAGAAGUUAGCGGUGACUUUAUGGAUUCAUUCGAGGUCUGGACGGCAAGGACUGCCGAUGUUACACUGCCACAAGGAACAUACUCUACACUUCAAGGUACAGAACCAACCAAGAGAAUUGACUAUAUCAUGAGCAGAGGUGGAUUGGAGCUUACCAACUUCAAGAUCAUUGGGGGACACACACAAGCCGAGAAUCAUGAGACAAUCUAUGCAUCUGAUCAUCUAUCACUAGUGUCAACUUUCAAGCGACUGAAAGAACGUAUGACUCAUGCAGAGCACACGACUACUGUUGUCAAUAAUGCUGAGGUUGCUACACCCAAAGCCAAGCCAUUGGCGUAG